Molecule: messenger RNA, 5905 nt
Organism: Pan troglodytes (chimpanzee)
Lineage: Eukaryota; Metazoa; Chordata; Mammalia; Primates; Hominidae
Gene: LGR6
Product: leucine rich repeat containing G protein-coupled receptor 6
Exons: 19
Coding region: 2597-5419 (940 amino acids)
Biological process (GO): activation of adenylate cyclase activity; hormone-mediated signaling pathway; adenylate cyclase-activating G protein-coupled receptor signaling pathway
Cellular component (GO): plasma membrane
Molecular function (GO): G protein-coupled peptide receptor activity; protein binding; protein-hormone receptor activity
Source: RefSeq, a predicted model, not a curated record
GUUCAAGCAAUUCUCCUGCCUCAGCCUCCCAAGUAGCUGGAAUUACAGGUGACCUUCACCACACCUGGCUAUAUUUUUGUAUUUUUAGUAGAGACGGGGUUUCGCCAUUUUGGCCAGGCUGGUCUCGAACUCCUGACCUCAGGUGAUCCACCCACCUUGGCCUCUCAACGUGCUGGGAUUACAGGCAUGAGCCACCGCGCCCGGCCAGCACUGUGUUUUAUAUUUAUUUACUCAUAUACUUCACACUACAAUUUUUUUUUUUUUUUUUUGAGACAGAAUCUCAUUCUGUCGCCCCGUCCGGAGUGCAGUGGCGUGAUCUUGGCUCCCUGCAACCUCCGCCUCCUGAGUUCAAGUGAUUCUCCCUGCCUCAGCCUCUCGAGUAGCUGGGAUUACAGGCACCUGUCACCAGGCCCGGCUAAUUUUUGUAUUUUUAGUAGAGACGCGAUUUCACCAUGUUGGCCAGACUGGUCUUGAAGUCCUGACCUCAGGUGGUCCACCCGCCUCAGCCUCCCAAAGUGCUGGGAUUACAGGCGUGAGUCACCACGCCCGGCCCACACUACAAUUCUUGUGAGGUAGCUAGUGUCAUUAUUUCAAUAUCACAGGUGAGAAAAUGGAGGCUUAGAGAUGGGAAGUGACAUGACCAGGGUCACACAGCUAGUGAGUGUUGUCCUGGGGGGAUAACAACGGCAGGUGCUGUGCUACAUGCAUGGUAAGUGCUCAGUAAGCACUGUUGAGUGAUCAUAUGCAAAAUACCGUGGGGACAGGGGGUGCUGGGAGCACCUCACAAAGGAGGGGACUGUGGGGCAUAGCCAACCCCAGGAGCUCGGCUCCUGGCCACUGUAGCUGGCCUUUUCCUGAAAGCAGAUCUUAAAUGCUCCUAUCAGACACACACACACACACACACACUCACACACAUUCACACACACUCACACACACACACUAUGUGAGGUGAUGACUAUCUUAAUUAGUUUGAUUGUGCUGAUUAUCUCACAAUGUAUACAGAGAUUAGAUCAUCAAGUCAUAUGCCUUAAAUCUAUACAUAAAUAAAAUAACUGGCCUUUUCCUGGCUGCAGAGAUGGGCAACCUGAGUCCACAGUGGGACAGUGGAAAAGGGGUUUCUGCCCCUCCAGUCUCUUCUCCAGCGGGGCAGGUGGGCACAGUUCCCCCAGGUCCACCCCAGGGGACCCAGGGGCUUGUUUUUCACUGUUUCUUCUUCCCAUAGGAAAAAUUCAAACAGACCCAAUCCCCUCGGGCCCUUGGAUAUGAGCCAGAUUGCCUCGGCGGAGGGUCUUCUAUGACCCCAGCCCCUUUCAGCUGCUCUCUGACCCCUCCAUCCCCCAGCAUCCUCCCUCUUAUCAAACCUGUUCCCUGUCUCCAUGGUGACACCACCUUACCCAGUUUCCUUGGGUGGUCUGGUUGCCUCACAGGGUGAAACUCUGAGAACAUUUUCCUCAUGUGCAGCCAGAAACUUCCACGUCCCAUGCCCACAACUGCCCCUCUCUUCUCUCCUCUCCAUUCCCCUCCUGCAAGUCUCUCCCUGAGACAUUUCCCAUCCCCAUCCCAUCAUGGCUGUGUCCAGUUGAGAGGACUCAUAGCCCUUCUGGGUAUCCCAAGGGCUCCCAGGAAGAAGGCUUCAGGAUGGAGUUACAACCCAUCAUCUCAAUGCCCUUGCUGUACAUGCAUAGGUACAGAUAAACACAUGUGCCCUCACACAUGACACACACAUGCCCAGAACCCUCAAAACAAGUACAUCCAGCUAUCCCAUCCCAUGACCCCCACUUCUUGUACAUAUCUACAAGUUCAUGCAGCCAAGUGGAUGUAGCCACAACCAAACCCCAAGCACCCAAGGAUCAAGGUGUCCUCUUAUUUCCCCUGGGUCCAGGCAGGGCCUGAAUGUUUGAGCUGUGCCCUCUGAGUUGCACAAAAAACCAGCUGCACAACCAACCUCCCAGGACAGUCAUAUGUCAGUAGGAACCACCAACAUGACAGAGCUACCUCUGUGUUUGGAGUUUCUGUGUGUCAGUUCCUUCCCUGUCAUUGUGCAGGCACAGCCUCCCCACAGCAGGGCUCAGUGCCUCUUGCCAGGGCUCUUAGCCAUUCCCAGGGCUGGUGGCAUUGGCUUGGUGGCUCUCGGCCUUGAAAUCCCCACUUCACCUCCCUCUUCCAGCUCUGCACGCUCCUCUUCCUUCCCCUUCCCCUGGCACCAGCCUUACCCCUUUUCCUUUUGUGAGAGAGCCAGCCCUGAAUGGGGCUCCCUCCACCCCUGAACAGUUGAAAUUCACCCUCCUUGCCCCACCCCACCCCCUUUACUGAGCACUGCAGCUGGGCUUUGUGUUGUUUUGGGGCAGGAUGUGGGGGCGGGUGGAGGGGUUCAGGCCCCCUCCUCUGCAGGGGAGAACAAUGAGGCCGCUAGUCAGGGUGGUGGGGCAGAGGGAGUGGGUGGGGUGGGAGCCAUGGAGGGACAUCAGAGGCUCUGCGGCCCGGCCCCUGGAGGGACAGCUGAGUGAUGAGGCCUGAGUCACACGCCCUGAGUGCUCCUUGAACUCCCGCUGCGUUCCUGUCGAGACACAUCCAGAAAUGCACAGGGGACCUCAGCAUGAACAACCUCACAGAGCUUCAGCCUGGCCUCUUCCACCACCUGCGCUUCUUGGAGGAGCUGCGUCUCUCUGGGAACCAUCUCUCACACAUCCCAGGACAAGCAUUCUCUGGUCUCUACAGCCUGAAAAUCCUGAUGCUGCAGAACAAUCAGCUGGGAGGAAUCCCUGCAGAGGCGCUGUGGGAGCUGCCGAGCCUGCAGUCGCUGCGCCUAGAUGCCAACCUCAUCUCCCUGGUCCCGGAGAGGAGCUUUGAGGGGCUGUCCUCCCUCCGCCACCUCUGGCUGGACGACAAUGCACUCACGGAGAUCCCUGUCAGGGCCCUCAACAACCUCCCUGCCCUGCAGGCCAUGACCCUGGCCCUCAACCGCAUCAGCCACAUCCCCGACUACGCGUUCCAGAAUCUCACCAGCCUUGUGGUGCUGCAUUUGCAUAACAACCGCAUCCAGCAUCUGGGGACCCACAGCUUCGAGGGGCUGCACAAUCUGGAGACACUAGACCUGAAUUAUAACGAGCUGCAGGAGUUCCCUGUGGCCAUCCGGACCCUGGGCAGACUGCAGGAACUACGGAGUCUCGCUCUGUCGCCAUGCUGGAGUGCAGUGGCACGAUCUCGGCUCACUGCAACCUCCGCCUCACAGGUUCAAGCAAUUCUCCUGCCUCAGCCUCCCGAGUUGCUGGGACUACAGGCACGCACCACCAUGCCCAGGGGGUUCCAUAACAACAACAUCAAGGCCAUCCCAGAAAAGGCCUUCAUGGGGAACCCUCUGCUACAGACGAUACACUUUUAUGAUAACCCAAUCCAGUUUGUGGGAAGAUCGGCAUUCCAGUACCUGCCUAAACUCCACACACUAUCUCUGAAUGGUGCCACGGACAUCCAGGAGUUUCCAGAUCUCAAAGGCACCACCAGCCUGGAGAUCCUGACCCUGACCCGCGCAGGCAUCCGGCUGCUCCCAUCAGGGAUGUGCCAACAGCUGCCCAGGCUCCGAGUCCUGGAACUGUCUCACAAUCAAAUUGAGGAGCUGCCCAGCCUGCACAGGUGUCAGAAAUUGGAGGAAAUCGGCCUCCAACACAACCGCAUCUGGGAAAUCGGAGCUGACACCUUCAGCCAGCUGAGCUCCCUGCAAGCCCUGGAUCUUAGCUGGAACACCAUCCGGUCCAUCCACCCCAAGGCCUUCUCCACCCUGCGCUCCCUGGUCAAGCUGGACCUGACAGACAACCAGCUGACCACACUGCCCCUGGCUGGACUUGGGGGCUUGAUGCAUCUGAAGCUCAAAGGGAACCUUGCUCUCUCCCAGGCCUUCUCCAAGGACAGUUUCCCAAAACUGAGGAUCCUGGAGGUGCCUUAUGCCUACCAGUGCUGUCCCUAUGGGAUGUGUGCCAGCUUCUUCAAGGCCUCUGGGCAGUGGGAGGCCGAAGACCUUCACCUUGAUGAUGAGGAGUCUUCAAAAAGGCCCCUGGGCCUCCUUGCCAGACAAGCAGAGAACCACUAUGACCUGGACCUGGAUGAGCUCCAGCUGGAGAUGGAGGACUCAAAGCCACACCCCAGUGUCCAGUGUAGCCCUACUCCAGGCCCCUUCAAGCCCUGUGAGUACCUCUUUGAAAGCUGGGGCAUCCGCCUGGCCGUGUGGGCCAUCGUGUUGCUCUCCGUGCUCUGCAAUGGACUGGUGCUGCUGACCGUGUUCGCUGGCGGGCCUGUCCCCCUGCCCCCGGUCAAGUUUGUGGUAGGUGCGAUUGCAGGCGCCAACACCUUGACUGGCAUUUCCUGUGGCCUUCUAGCCUCAGUCGAUGCCCUGACCUUUGGUCAGUUCUCUGAGUACGGAGCCCGCUGGGAGACGGGGCUAGGCUGCCGGGCCACUGGCUUCCUGGCAGUACUUGGGUCGGAGGCGUCAGUGCUGCUGCUCACUCUGGCCGCAGUGCAGUGCAGCGUCUCCGUCUCCUGUGUCCGGGCCUAUGGGAAGUCCCCCUCCCUGGGCAGCGUUCGAGCAGGGGUCCUAGGCUGCCUGGCACUGGCAGGGCUGGCCGCCGCGCUGCCUCUGGCCUCAGUGGGAGAAUACGGGGCCUCCCCACUCUGCCUGCCCUACGCGCCACCUGAGGGUCAGCCAGCAGCCCUGGGCUUCGCCGUGGCCCUGGUGAUGAUGAACUCCUUCUGUUUCCUGGUCGUGGCCGGUGCCUACAUCAAACUGUACUGUGACCUGCCGCGGGGCGACUUUGAGGCCGUGUGGGACUGCGCCAUGGUGAGGCACGUGGCCUGGCUCAUCUUCGCAGACGGGCUCCUCUACUGUCCCGUGGCCUUCCUCAGCUUCGCCUCCAUGCUGGGCCUCUUCCCUGUCACGCCCGAGGCCGUCAAGUCUGUCCUGCUGGUGGUGCUGCCCCUGCCUGCCUGCCUCAACCCACUGCUGUACCUGCUCUUCAACCCCCACUUCCGGGAUGACCUUCGGCGGCUUCGGCCCCGCGCAGGGGACUCAGGGCCCCUAGCCUAUGCUGCGGCCGGGGAGCUGGAGAAGAGCUCCUGCGAUUCUACCCAGGCCCUGGUAGCCUUCUCUGAUGUGGAUCUCAUUCUGGAAGCUUCUGAAGCUGGGCGGCCCCCUGGGCUGGAGACCUAUGGCUUCCCCUCAGUGACCCUCCUCUCCUCUCAGCAGCCAGGGGCCCCCAGGCUGGAGGGCAGCCAUUGUGUAGAGCCAGAGGGGAACCACUUUGGGAACCCCCAACCCUCCAUGGAUGGAGAACUGCUGCUGAGGGCAGAGGGAUCUACGCCAGCAGGUGGAGGCUCGUCAGGGGGUGGCGGCUUUCGGCCCUCUGGCUUGGCCUUUGCUUCACACGUGUAAAUAUCCCUCCCCAUUCUUCUCUUCCCCUCUCUUCCCUUUCCUCUCUCCCCCUCGGUGAAUGAUGGCUGCUUCUAAAACAAAUACAACCAAAACUCAGCAGUGUGAUCUAUAGCAGGAUGGCCCAGUCCCUGGCUCCACUGAUCACCUCUCUCCUGUGACCAUCACCAAUGGGUGCCUCUUGGCCUGGCUUUCCCUUGGCCUUCCUCAGCUUCACCUUGAUACUGGGCCUCUUCCUUGUCAUGUCUGAAGCUGUGGACCAGAGACCUGGACUUUUGUCUGCUUAAGGGAAAUGAGGGAAGUAAAGACAGUGAAGGGGUGGAGGGUUGAUCAGGGCACAGUGGACAGGGAGACCUCACAGAGAAAGGCCUGGAAGGUGAUUUCCCAUGUGACUCAUGGAUAGGAUACAAAAUGUGUUCCAUGUACCAUUAAUCUUGACAUAUGCCAUGCAUAAAGACUUCCUAUUAAAAUAAGCUUUGGAAGAGAUUA